AUGGCUGGUGCCAGUGAGGAAGGAGUGCAUGUGGAGGAUAAUCCAUCCGCGCAGGAGCCUCGUAAACGAGGGCUGAGUGGUUCGAUGUCGCUGCGCACGCGAAAGUUGGGAAGGCGACUAUCCCGUAGCAUGUCUAUAGUGGCGCUAAAACUACCUGAGAAGGCGCAGAGCAUUACCCGCACAUCAACAAAACUGAUGCGAUCAGGCAGUCGUGAUAAAAAGAACAGAUCUUUUGAGCUCUCUAUUAUACUUCCGGAUAAAACUCAGAGACAGGUGACAGUAUGGGGCAACAAUACUGUUGCAGAGGUCGUAUGUGAGACUCUACAUGAAGUGGGCGUAGUCCUUGCUGGGUUACCAACUGGACCUCUCUCGGCUCCCUUAACUCUACCUUUGUCAGAGCCUCUACCACCUCCAGAGAUGACGACUGCACCACCUACUGCUUUACUUUUUCUCGGAGGAUCGAAAGCACCAGUUGAGCCGCGAGCGUCUGCAAUGUCUUUAGAAGGAGAAGUGUUGGUAGUGGAACAUGAACCACCACAAUGGGAUGGCAAGGAUCUUGAAGUUUUUCUUAAAUGGGAAAGGAUUUAUGCAUCAACCUUGUUUUCUGCCCUUGAACUCUACGGAAAACCACUUCUACGAGCAUCAGUAAUCAAUAAAGAAGAAUAUCAUCUACUCUUCUAUUAUUUAGAAUCUGUUUCUGAAGCAAGUGACGCUUUAACGCAAAGAAUGAGAAAAUAUAUAGAUUCAGGAUUAAUCAAAAGUAAGAUGGAUGAUGAAAACUGUGAAAAUGCGCUUGAAAAUAAAAAUGUUGAUAUUGAAGAUCGUUCUAAAAGUUUACUUACGGAACUUAUUCAAGAAGGAAUAAUUUCGCAGCAUGACAUUGAUUUAUCUUCUGUGAUAACGAGUUCCGAAUGUAACGAAGAAAUUAUUAUUAAUAACAAAUUGGAUGACGAUAAUCGUUCUAGUUCUUCGUCCGUAUGUUCAGCAUUGCGCAAAAUUAUAGUUGACAUUCCAGUUGACAACUGCGAGUCAAUUGCAGACGACUCUAUCAUAGAGAGUAGUGACAAUAUAACGACUGUCACAAUAAGAAGUGGAGGACAAUGUUGUGCUGAUCAUAGGAUAUCUGCAGACAUUACAGAUAAUGUAUGGUCUAACGUUAGGUGGGAUUUUCUAAACCCCGCUGAUUUUGGAUAUGACCAGGUUCCAAGUGUUAAACGAAGUCGAUCCGAUUCCGCAAUAACUCCCAUAGCUAGACGACGUAACGAAGAGAUAUAUGAAACGCUACGUGAUGGUGACGAUGAAUCCUGUGGAAGUAUGACUCCGUAUGAAUCAAUUGAAGACCUUUAUGAUUGCAUAAAGAAUACAGUUUAUAAUAAUAUUGCUGCUGAGGAAUCUUCGCCCUCAACAGAAUAUCAAUCUGAACCGCAAUAUCAGGACUACUACGAAAAGUCGAGUACCACUCGACAAAGUUCAGCGAGUAGCGAUAAAAGCACUUCAUCUGUAUUCCCAUUUUCAAAGUGUGGUUCAAGUGAUUCGACAGGAGCCUACACGUCUUGCGAGUCAACGAGUGGGGUCAGUUCAUUUAUCCCGAAGAAUAUUCCUGAAACUUUGAAGUGUCGUGAAUUACCUCCUCCACCGGUCGAUGGUGAUUUAAAUGAAAGUAGUAUAUUACUAAGGCAGCUUUUUAUGGGUGAAUUGUUAGAUGCGUAUGGAGAAUAUCUGUCGGCGUAUCCUUAUGCCAGAGCAUUGUUACGGCGCAAAAUUCGUCGCGAUGAACACUUUGCUGCUUUGGCUGACAUAAGACGUGGUGCUGCCAAGUAUACAAUCAGCGACUACCUCGAGUUGCCGGUUGAA
Molecule: messenger RNA, 1854 nt
Organism: Brenthis ino (lesser marbled fritillary)
Lineage: Eukaryota; Metazoa; Arthropoda; Insecta; Lepidoptera; Nymphalidae
Source: the annotation of a GenBank genome assembly